Molecule: messenger RNA, 432 nt
Organism: Cryphonectria parasitica EP155
Lineage: Eukaryota; Fungi; Ascomycota; Sordariomycetes; Diaporthales; Cryphonectriaceae
Exons: 2
Coding region: 1-432 (143 amino acids)
Source: RefSeq, a predicted model, not a curated record
AUGAUGAAGUACUUUGCCCUCAUUUCCGCUCUCGCAGCCACUGCUUACGGUGUUGCCUACCACUGCGAAACGUCUUGCAAUGACAACGACAACAGCAUUCUGGCCGACUGCAGCACGGCGCAACUCGACAUCCCCACGACCGACAGCGCCUCGGGCACCGACAACACGAACUGGAUCUCAGACACUUGCCGCAUCGACUUCUUCCCCAACGGAGAGUCAGUGGACUACUCGGUCCUCUCAGAGUACGCCGAGAACCUGCUCAACAAGUGCUGCGGUGAAGGCACCGAUGGCGAAGCUGCAUGUGCAGGCAUUGCACAGGACGACGGGGACCCUAUGACCCUCGGUGGUGGGUGCAUCUGUGUGCACAACAAGAGCGUGGCGCCUUGUGACUGCGCGGCUGCCGAAACGGAUAACUUCAUCAACUGCACGUGA